AUUCAACAGAAGACAUUCUAGCUGUUCGUUCACUUGAAAACAGAGCAGUAAACACAGAAUGUUUCAAGGCUUGUUCAAGCAACCUUUCGAAGUCAAAGAAUAUGAGCCGUCUGCUGUUCUGGAUGAACCGUGGAGAGAACUGCGCUGGGGAAACGUACAGGAGGAUCGUCAGUAUGUGCAGGAAUACAAGCCUGCACAAGAUGACAUCCGGUACCUUCGAGUCCUCCUGUACGGACCUGUUGGUGCUGGGAGGUCCAGUUUCAUCAACUCUGUCAGUAACGUCAUGCGAGGACGGAUGUCGACUCCUGCUUUGGCCUGUGCCGGUUCUGUCCCCUUUACCAAAACGUAUGAAACUCAUAAAUUCCUUAAAGGACAAGGAAGCUCAAAGACGUUUUAUCCUGUGGUCUUUACUGACACCAUGGGUCUGGAAGAGGGGGACAGCAGAGGAGUUCAUGUAGACGACAUCAAGCUGGCUUUGAAAGGACACGUGAAGGAGGGACACAAGGUGCAGCCUAAAAAAUUCAACCCAUUUUCUCCACUAGUUGAAAGUCACCCAGACUACAACCCGAACCCGUCUGCUGAUGACAAAGUCCAUGUGCUGGUCUGUGUGAUCUCUGCCCACAGUUCACAGAUUAGAUCAUCAGUUCUGGAGAAGAUGAAGAACGUCAGAGAAACAGCCAGUGAGCUGGAAAUUCCUCACAUGGCCAUCAUGACAAACAUUGAUGAAGCUUGUGGUGAAACUGAGAAAGAUCUGUGGAAUGUGUACAAGAGCAAGCACUUGAGAAAAAAGAUGGCAGACUUCAGUGCAGCAGUGGGAAUCCCAUUGAACUGCAUCUUUCCUGUGAAGAACUACAGCCAUGAAAUCGACCUGAAUGAAGAUGUUGAUACUCUGAUCCUGAGCGCCCUGCGGAAAAUGAUCGACUUUGGAGACGACUUUAUUGAAAAAUUUUAAACAGAUUUAGAGGAAACGCUGAGGUGGAAGAGGUUCAGUUACAUAUGGUGUAUAUCUAUAGGACAUUUAAAGCUUCAUUAAGUUUGCGUUAAGUUCGUUUUUUUUUGUUAUUUUGGAAUCUUGUUUUGUAAUUUAGAGGUAAAAGGAACUUCUAGCAGAACAAACUUUCAGCUGUAGUUAUUCUAUCCUUGAAUAAAAGCUAGAUUUCAUGUUUUAAAGUGAAACUUGUUUUAGGUCAAGAUAACAGUGCAAAGUACUACCAGAAAUGGUUCCUCCCAACUUUAGAUUUACGAGGGAUAUAAGGACAGAGGAAAACAUCGUUUUUGUAGCAAGGAGUCAUUAAAAUGCAAGGUGUCAUUUAAUGUCAUUAAAAUGCAAAAUAAUAGGGGAAAAUGUAUAAUCUUUUGAAAAGGCAGAGAUUUUUUUUUCAAUCGGGAAAAUUUGACUGUUGUUUAUUUUUUUUAGAAAUGUAAACAUUUCUUUAAUAUGUAGAAUUAUCCGUCAUGUUUUAUCUUCAUAUCUUUAUAUUUCUUCAUGUUUUUCAUUCAGCAGUUUUCUUCCACUCCUGUUUUUCUUGUAAAGCACUUUGCAAUGACCUUGUUUAUGACAGAACGGUAUACAUAAACUACCUUCACAUAAUCACUCCAGUUUUAAUGAAUGGACAAUUUCUGCUGUAAUAAUUAUCAUCUUAGAGACAAUAAUUAUGAUUCUUUAAAAUAAAGAAAAAAGGUUGUAUUGUCAGCAGACGUUCUGCAAAACACAAGAAAAAAACGUUUAUGUUUCACUUUAAUAAGAAAAUAUUACAGCUGACAAAGCAGAUUUAUCCCUGUUUAUCUUUAUUCGUUGUCCGUGGAGUCAAGCAUCAUGAGAUCCGCUGGUGGAUUAGUGCCAAACGAGUUAUCCCCGCCAUAAUUUGUGUCCCCUGCGUCGGCAGAGUGCUUGAAAUCAAUACAACUUUUAACCUCCA
Messenger RNA from Fundulus heteroclitus (mummichog), 1919 nucleotides. RefSeq names its product interferon-induced protein 44. The transcript has 8 exons. The record is from RefSeq and is a predicted model, not a curated record. NCBI's taxonomy places the organism in Eukaryota, Metazoa, Chordata, Actinopteri, Cyprinodontiformes, Fundulidae. Bases 59 to 952 code for a protein of 297 amino acids.